GUAAGCUGCCCUGAGUCCCCUCAGGGAAAAGGGCGGCCUAUAAAUGUUAAUAAACCCUUAAACCCCUCUAGUAUUUCCUUCUGUGCUUACUCCUUCAAAAUGAAGUUUUGAAAGAGUCCAGAUGCCUACAGAAAGGCUGCAACCCAAAUUAUUCAGGAAUCCGCAUUGUGUAUGAGUUUGCAAUUAAACUUGCAUAAAACCACUGUAAGAAGAAUCUGCCCCAUCCCUGUUUUUAUAUAUAUAACAGGAGUUGCAUUUGAUGGUGUUGAUCUCCGAGGUUACACAGUUUGGACUUUGAUGGACAAUUUUGAAUGGGCCGUGGGCUUCUCUGAAAAAUUUGGCCUGUAUUACACCAACUACACAGACCCCAAUCUAACUAGAAUACCAAAAGAAUCUUCAAAAUAUUACUCAUCUAUUAUCCGCUGUAACGGCUUUCCAGAUCCAGCUAAUGGACCUCAUUUGUGUCUGGAACCACAGCCUGAAGGUAUUACUAAACCACCAGUUACAAACACUGCUCUGCCACUCACAAGCUCAACAGCUGCUACUAGUAAUCUGCCACUUACAAGCCCAACAGGACUGGAAGAUAUCAAGAAAGUGCCAUUUUUGGGACUGGACUUGACUUCAUCUGAAGCUGAAAUAACUCUUUAUGUUCUAUUUGCCUUAUGCUUGCUGGCUAUACUAGGUCUCGCUGGUUCCCUCUGUGCAUACAAAAAAGCCAAAAAUAUGCGGAAAAAAUCAACAUUUUAGCAAUCAGAAAUGUUUUGCUUUCUCAUCUGAAGACUUUGAGCCAAACAUAUUUGAAGUUCUUUAUAUGCAUCUAUGAACUUUAAAAGUACAUAAUCAUAACGUGUAUCAAUUAAGGAUAUCAUUUUGGGGGUUUUUUGCACCCAAGAUAUACUUGCUUAAGAAUUAUACAAUUUUGGGACGUUGUUUUGCUGUGACUAUGAAGUUAAAACUACGAACACUCUGCAUAAAAGUAUUUAAGUGUGUUUCAGAAAAAGAGGGCCAUUUGUUCAGAGUUUCAUAACAAAUAAAUGGAAAUAGGUUCUUGUAUGCAAAUGUAAUAAAUAAUUUUACAGAAAAAUAGUUAAGAAUGACUUCCUUUGCCAGUUUUUGUAAUUACUUCUGAGAACCAAAUAAUUGUAAUAGGUACCAGUUGGAGACCUUUUGGCUUCAUUUACUGUGACAUUAAGGCAAUUUUCUCAAUUCCACAGAAAGCAUAGUUUCCAGUUAACACAUUCACAAUAUCAAUGUUUGCUAUCAUAAAGACACAGUAUUUUAGCGAGAUAGAUGGUUAGUGAACUUUCCUUACAUUUCGAUGUGAGAAAGGGGGAAGGGGCAGAAUUGUAUUGUUUUUCUGUGAAAUUUCUCCAUCCAAAAAAUAACCACCCUCAAUCCAUGAAUCAAUGAGUCUUUCGACUCCCCAAAAAUGCAUGUCUGGAGUAAUUGCAGUCAAUAGACUAUAUAAGAUGAUCAAUGGUGGAAUACGACCAGUACGGGUAAACUGGUACCUGCUGGGAGCACCAGGUACCGUUUCGGUACAGUGCUCCAGAGGGCCCACCCACCGUCCUUACCUGUAUUUGAGCCCAUCGGGGCUUUCAUGCAUGGUACGUACGGUGCCUGUGCAAUGCUCUGCAGAACAGCUGGAGCAUCGCAGAGCUGUCGCGGACGGUAAGUACCAGUUGCAACCGGUCAUACCGGUUGCAACCAAAUCCAGAACCCACCACUGAAGAUGAUAGUUUUAGGGCUAAUGGCUAGUAUUAAUCCAGUCUUUGUCUACGAUAGCUCUGCAUUUUCAGUGAAGGCCUAAAAAGCAUGCUUUUUAAAAUUAUUAUGGGUAGUUUGCCUGCUGCAGCCAGUUCUACAAACUGUUUCCAUAUCUUUUAUUUCAAUUGUUCUACUGCACUAUACUAUAUAUGUAACAAACAUGACUCUAAGGUAUGUUAGUACAAAUCAAUUUCUAGUGGAUCAUGUUGAGUCAAAUAAGAGGAAAUGAGGAUGGAUGUUGAUAUUGAUCCUGUACCCAAAAAGAAGGCAUAAGAGAAAAACAAGUCAUCUAUUUUCGUAUUUUAACAAAUAUUUUAUAUUUGUAAAAAGACUGUGAACUAGAUUGAACUGUGACUCUGAGUAACUGUGUUUUUUGUUUUUCUGUAGUACUCUACUUUUCCCUUUGAUUUUUAAAAGCUCUUGUUGAGGCAAGAAACAUUAAAAAUUAAUCUGACCACUCUUGUAUUGCUGUUGCUAUGACAAAUAGAUAGUUGAACCACACACGUGAUACAGUAUAAUUAAUGGUAAACACAGCAGCCAUGUUGAAUCACCAAGCCUAGCCCCCAAAUAGGAUCAAUCUCUUUUCCAAAUCCCCAUUUAUACAAGCCAGGAAAACAAGAAACUGUAAGAACCGAGUCUCUUUCUUAUGUAUGGGGAUCAUUCCAUAGCUCUCUUUAUAAAAAGUAUGACACUUCAAAAAACAAUCAUGUUAUGUACCAAGUGUUUGGGGGGAAAAAACUUUAUUGAAUGCCGUGAGAUAAAAACUAUGAAUAUUGGGCUGUUACAGAAGCAUUACAGGGGGGAAAAAAACCCUUAUCCAAUUUAUUAGGCUUACACUCUUCUAGGCCGAGUGACUUGUUUGGUAUUUGGAGAUGCUUAUUUGUUCAAAGAUUUAUAUAGAUAAAAAGUGUCUUUAGAGGUCUGUAUAAGUAGUAAAUAUGAAAUUCUAAAUGCUGAUGAGACAUGGAGGAUUUUUAUAUUGUUUUUGGCAGUAGUUACAUUUGCAGAAUCUAGCUGCACAAGUGGGUUAGCAUUUAUUCCAGGCAGAAUACCCAUCCAAGCCCACUAUGCAGCAGAAUGUUUUAACUGAAGCUAAAUCAAAUA
Molecule: messenger RNA, 2871 nt
Organism: Thamnophis sirtalis
Lineage: Eukaryota; Metazoa; Chordata; Lepidosauria; Squamata; Natricidae
Source: RefSeq, a predicted model, not a curated record